This is a messenger RNA of Ascochyta rabiei, 2577 nucleotides long. RefSeq lists its product as uncharacterized. NCBI's taxonomy places the organism in Eukaryota, Fungi, Ascomycota, Dothideomycetes, Pleosporales, Didymellaceae. Bases 1 to 2577 code for a protein of 858 amino acids. The transcript has a single exon. The record is from RefSeq and is a predicted model, not a curated record.
AUGAAUCAAUUCGAUGACUUGUUCGAAUUUGGUGAGGAUGACGGACUGGAUAUCCCCCUCAUUGCCGACAAUCAUCUCUUCAGCAACGGAACUGACCUGUUCGAGAAAGAUCUUUCUGAUUGGCUCCACGAAGCUAUAGAUAGCCCUCAUCUAGGCAACAAGUCUCUGCCGUACUCCCAAGAUGUCGCUCAAGAGCAUCCACCUCUUGCGUCCUCCGACGGUGCGUACUUCGAGGAAUCCGAUGAUCUCUUCCAAGACAUUGAUUUUGGCGAUGGACCGAUGAACGUCUCGUCACUGCCUGAUCAGCCGAUUCCACAGAUAGGUAACACGGAUCUGACCUUUGACCAGACGUUUCCUCGAACCCCACUCACGCCAGUCCUUACCGUCGAUCCCGCUGUACUUCUCAACAACAACAUGUGGCAGCCUCAGACUGAAUCAGCUUCCGUUCCAGCACCUGAUAAUGCCUUCAUGUGGCAUCUGACGGGCACGAAUAAGUUGAUCCCAAUGCCUGGUAGCGGUCAGCAGCAACAAUGGCCGGUAUUCGCAAACCAGCAGGUCCAGCUUCACCAGCCACAGCCAAGCGUCGCACAAAUUCAGUACAUGCAAGCUGUACAACAAUUCCAGUUUGCCCAGAAUCAACUCGCUCUGAGCAUGCAGCCUCCGGUCCAAUCGCCCAUGAACGCUCAGUUGCCUCCAGAUCAGCAGAUAUUUCAGCAAGCACAUGGCUCUCUGCAACCACAGACUCUGCUAUAUCAGGAACCUGAACCAGCCCAGGAUGUACAGGCACUGCAAAUCACGCCAAUCGAAGUCACUCCACCAGAGCUUUCUCCUAUUCCGCCGACCGCCUUGCAAACUGCUGCAAUAACUCCGUCUGAACAGCAGGAAGGCCCUUCAAACCCUCCACGCUCUCGCGCCAGCCGAAAGGCCCGAGUCAAUCGCACAUCCGACCGCACGCAGGAUGCUCACACCCCGAAACAAUCUUAUGGUCGCUUGACGUUCAUCAGCCUUCGCGAAGCGGAAGCAGCGAUGCCUGGUCGCUAUCUAGAGAAGAACUGGCAGGCCCCGUCUCCCGAUGAGACUGUGCCAGACACGAACGAGGACCGCGCGUACUGGGUUCUCAAGAUACUCGAUGCCAUGCAGGAUACUUCAACAUGUAAGGACAAUAAGGAUGGCUUCUCUUUCGUGAAGCGCUGGCGAAAUGCCGGUUACUACAACAUUCAAGAGAUGGAGAAGGUGUGCUGGCAGAUGGUGGACGUCGCUGAGCGCCUCCACGCCCAGGGUCCGUCGGUUAUGAACAUAUACUGUCACGACGCGCAUAAGAAGCUGCAUGCUUCUCGUAGCCUUACGUUCGAGCAGCGUAUUGUUGCCAUCUGUGACAUGCUCAAGUUGUCCAAGUUUCUGUGUGACAAUUUGAUGAAGGGCGAGGGCACUGAAGCAUUGGUCGGUGCACCGAAGCAGAAGAUGUCUGGUGCGAGGACCAUGGCACGUCAGAAUCUGAAGCGCCAGAAUUGGCUGGAGGAAGGACGCCGCAAGGAUGCCGAUCGGUUGAAGGGCAAGACAGACGUUCCAGAAGAUGAGCAGGAUGUCCUUGUCAACAAGACAAACGUCCCACAGCCUACUUCGCGCAAGCCCAAGCAGAAGUAUAAGCGCUCUGCUCCAGCUUCGAAGCCUCUUGCUCGCGCAGUAACAUCUGAAGACCCCGACGAGGAAGAGUCUCACGAGCUUUCGCGUCGUCAGUCGAUUCCUGACAGCCCCACGAACGAGUCUAACCACACGACCUCUCCAGUAUCACCAUCGCCUUUUCCUACAUCUCCUUCAUGGAAGAAGACCUAUGCCAUUCGCGGUCACGGCCUCGGUCGUUCUUCCCCGCAUCGGGCAACACCGCCCAUGGAGCCAGGUAGAAAGUUCAAUGGCAUGUCUCGCAAGCGUGCGAUUGAUCUGACAGAGUCUGAUUCCGAUGAGGAGACUCCUUCACCUCCAUCCAAACGCAUGCAAGGUCCGAAGAAUGCCUCCAAGAAGCGUUUCGAAGGCCCUGUUCGUCGCACGUUGCGCAGUGCUGGACAUCGGGACACAGAUGAGAUGGAGAUAGAUGAGGCUUCUCAAGACGAAGCUUCUCGUGAAGAAGAUGCAGAGCACGAGAUUGAAGGCGAUGAAGACGAAGGGUCUGAGGUCGAGAGCUGCGCCCCUUCGAAAAUGGACAAGAACAAGCUCACCACAUCGAUAGAGGAGCCAGACGUCUCUGAAUCAGAGGCACAGUCUGACCAAGCGGACACUGAAGCCGAAACAAGCGAUAACAACUCCGAUGACGAUCAAGACGAGGAACCGGAAGAUUCGGAAGAAUCAAAACAAUCAGACUCGGACCCAGGCUCAGAAUUCGAACCAUCCCGCGUCCGCAAGCACAAGCGUCCUACCGCUGCUCCCCCAGCGAAGCGCGCAAACAAGGGCAGCAACGAGCCUGCACGUAAGACAGCACAAAUUACUUCUUCAACUACAGGCAAACCAUUUUAUGGGUCUGGCCGUCCUGCCCACUGGCCGAUCCCUAGGCCGUGGGGGUAUGCCUCCAAGGGCCGCCGCUAG